UUCGCAACCAUUGGUACAUGUCUUAUUUUAAAAAUUUACUCACAAAUAAAGGAGACUUUCGGCGCUUAGGUCAAGUGUAUUUCUUUUCGUUCUUGAAAAGAUUCAGAAUCAUACCUUAAAACCUACGAGAAAGCAAAACUGCGAAAAAUGCCACUUGCUCAACAAUUAGAAAAUAAGAAAGAUCUGGAAUUGUGGUCCCUUUGCAAAAAUUCAGCGCACGAACCCGUGGACUGGAAGAGGAUAACAAAUCUUCUUCGUCGAGGAGCUCACGUGAACUUACGCAGCAAUGGGUGGACAAUUCUCCUGUGGGUGUGCUGGAAGAAUCAGAACGAUUCGCAGGCCAAACUGAUUAAAAUCCUGAUAGAAUAUGGUGCCAACGUAAACGAAACCGACCCUAAUGGCAACAUGGCAUUGUAUAUUCUUUGCCGCUUUAAUCAAUCACCAAAUUUAAUUCAUUCGAUUAAAGCGCUGAUCGACGGUAAAGUGGACGUGAACCAAACAGACCGCAGGCGAUGGAAUGUUUUACACUAUUUGGCGCGAUUCAAUCAAUCAAAGGAAUUGUUGCCCAUAAUGGAAUUACUCCUCAACAAUGGAGUGAAUGUGCAAGCUACUGAUUUGGAAGGCUGGAAUGUGCUUCAUUACCUAGCGCGCUUUUAUCAAGGCUCCGAUCUCAUCAAAUUUUUCCACCUGAUGAUAAGACACAAGAUCAACCUUGAAGUUCGAGAUUUAGAAGGCUGGAACGUCCUUCAUGUUUUGUGUCGCUAUUACAGUCAAGUGGGCAAAUUGCAGCCCAUUUUUCAGUUACUCGUUGAGAACGGAAUUGACAUUCACUGCCGCACUUACCAGAAUCUCCACGCACUUGAACUGCUCCUUUUCAAUCCAUGUGGCGAUUUCCAUUCGACCUGCGUCUGGGUUAUGCGUCAUAAUCGCAAAGACUGGGACAAUUUGAUUUGGAAUUGCGAAUCAGUGUUGAAUAUGGCGAAACUUGGAUGCCAAGAGUGGACACACUAUUUCAGCGACGUCAACUUUUAUCGAUGUGAAGGUGAAAAGGGUAAAUUCGCUGAAGAAUACCUGACUGAAGUUAAUUUGAAUUCGAUUUCGUUGUGCCCAGAGUGCAGGCCAAGAUGGCAGUUUGACAAGUUCUUUGUUCACAACCAAAAUGAAACCCAAGUCAACGCCAAACCAGUUAGAAGAAUAACAUUUCCAGCUUUCAUUCCGUCCGUACAGGAGAAGCUCGUUUCACUCCGAUCGUGCUCUAUAGUUUCGACAGAACAUGAUUUGAAACCGGUUCCAGAACCUGACAAUUGGCGGUGGAUGGCUGACGCCUGGCAAAAAGACAAACUCAGUUUGGACGGAGUGGAAUUCUACUUGAGCGAACAUUCUCACUGGCAUUGCCUCCAUUCCUGUCGUUGGUGCACAAUUUUUGGUCAUGUUUGCAACUAUUUGAACAGCUUGAUCGAUCGCAUUCGGUUACUAGAUGAUCGAUUCGAAAGUGGGCCGCUGAUUGAAUAUGGCAGCUGGGCCGAAAGGAGUGAUAUCCUUGCGGCCAACGAAUUUGAUUUUGGAAUUCCGUUGAAACAUUUCUCAGUCUUGACAUCAGAAACAGCCAACAUUGCAGAUGCUGUUGUGGUUUUUACGAAGGAAGGAGCCGAAGCGGAUGCAUUUUACACCGAUUACGGCAUUAGCUCAGGUCGUCUAUUAUUCUAUUAUAAAUCCCUCGUCGAAGAAGCAAGCAGUCGAAUCUGGAAUGUUCACUUUUUCCAUCCGGUCGUUUCUCUUUCUGAAACUUGCGUGACUUUGACGUUUACUUACCGCGGCCGGCGAGAAAAACCGAUGAAAAUCAGCGUCGAUCUAACUCUGGUCAUUAAUAUGACUGGCCUGGCCGGUGGUCCUUACCAGGACACGGGCGCACCCCAUUUACCUGACGUCUUGUGCAAAUUGAACGCUCAACACAACCAAGUCGAGUCACGGCAGUUGGUCCCCCACCGCCGCAACGAAAGAGGCCGAUGGAAAGUGUCUCAUUUUGCGUUAGAACGUGACGUUUUCCUUCAUCAGUCGUGUUUUCCCGACGUUUCUCAAGUGCUACGCCUGCUCAAAUUCUUUGUGCUCAUGUCUAAUCACCGGAGAAAUCCACACCGGGACGGAGCGGAACAUACCAUACAGCGAAAAACUAGCCCUUCAUCCUACGCCCUCAAAACGUGUUUGUUCCAUUACAUGAAAAGUUGUCGCCCGCCUUGGGAUCCCGCAGAUCGAAUACAUCACUGCAUAGGUGUACUCAAAACGUAUUUAGCGCAAGGCCCACAAAUGAAAUCUUUCUUCGCUAAAAAUAUCGUUGCAUGCGAAAUCAGUUACGACAGCACUUUGAUUGUCAAAGAAAUUUUGACAAAACUCAAAGUUAUGAAGAACCAGAAAGGCUACAUUUAUACGUUUGAUCAAGACAUUUCUUUGUAAUAUUGUAAAAAUAAACUCCGCAAUUGA
Messenger RNA from Daphnia pulex (common water flea), 2478 nucleotides. RefSeq lists its product as uncharacterized. The record is from RefSeq and is a predicted model, not a curated record. Gene Ontology annotation, molecular function: protein binding. The transcript has 2 exons. Lineage: Eukaryota; Metazoa; Arthropoda; Branchiopoda; Diplostraca; Daphniidae. The coding region runs from base 148 to 2451 and encodes 767 amino acids.